AUGCAGACAGUGCGGCUGCCUCUCCGCGAGUACGUGAAGUACCUCACUGUGCGCGAUCACUGGCUGUCGCAGCGCGAGCACGGCACCCCCUUUUACGGCAACAGCUGGACCCCGUUCCUCACGCACGAGGCCAUGCGCGACCACGUCGGCAGGAUGUCGUUUGUCGAGGACCUCGUCGAGGAGGAUGGCCCUCUGGGAGUCCUAUCGCGCAAACUGACCAAGGUCUUCUUUGGCCCUCCGGCGACGGUCACGCGGCUCCACCACGACACGUACUCGCUGCACGCGUGGCUGUCGCAGGUGCGGGGCCGGAAGCAGUUUGUCCUCUAUCCAAAGUCGCAGGCGCACCUCCUGCAUGCGGGCGAGGGCGAGUGCGCAGGCGAGUGCGCGGGCGAAGGCGCGGGCGCGGGCGAGGGAACCUGUUGCGACGCGGCGCAGAGCUGGUUCGACCCGACCGCUCCCGACUACCGCCGCUUCCCGCGCGCGCGGCGGGCCACCCCACACGUCGCCGUCCUCGAGGAGGGCGACACGCUCUUUUGUCCCGCUGGGUGGUUCCACUAUGCCAUCGCCCUCUCGCCGUCAAUCACGCUGAUGCGGAACUUUUUCAACUCGGCGAACGCGGACAGGUUCGUCGAGGGGUGGAACGCCGCACACUCACUGCAGACGCAGCCCCAGCCCCAGCCCCAGCCGCGCUCCCAAACAGAGACGCAGUCGGUGCCGACCUAUGCAACACCGCCUCGCCCGAGCCCGGCCGCCCUGGAGAAGGGCGGCCACCGGCGGGAGGGCCAGGCCGCGCAUCACCAGCGACGAGGCGCCUGCUCGCGCCAGCAGUGGCGGUACGGGAGGUGCCGCGGUGGAGGAACCAGCCACAACCCUUCGUGUGAGUCGUCUCUCGGUCUGUAGUUGCCACCGGCGCUUUUUCGCCGUCGCCGCACCAUCUCGUUGAGAACCCUCCUGAGAUGACUCGAGUCGACGAAUGCGCGGGGAGCGAGAGGAGCACAGCCUACCCUCAGCUCCAGAGAGUCACCCUUUUAGCAAUCUCGCCGGAGAGUCUCCAUGUCAGAACACACUCCGAUCUGCGAUGUGCGAUCUCCGAGAACUCCGUGUCAAAAUUUCUCUCAAAUUAAAAA
Emiliania huxleyi CCMP1516 is the source of this 1127-nucleotide messenger RNA. RefSeq lists its product as hypothetical. Gene Ontology annotation, molecular function: 2-oxoglutarate-dependent dioxygenase activity. Bases 1 to 900 code for a protein of 299 amino acids. The transcript has a single exon. The record is from RefSeq and is a predicted model, not a curated record. NCBI's taxonomy places the organism in Eukaryota, Haptophyta, Isochrysidales, Noelaerhabdaceae.